Molecule: messenger RNA, 2696 nt
Organism: Setaria italica (foxtail millet)
Lineage: Eukaryota; Viridiplantae; Streptophyta; Magnoliopsida; Poales; Poaceae
Product: pollen-specific leucine-rich repeat extensin-like protein 3
Exons: 1
Coding region: 1-2409 (802 amino acids)
Molecular function (GO): protein binding
Source: RefSeq, a predicted model, not a curated record
AUGGAGGCCACCUACCGCCGCCGCCUGGCGCUCGUCGCCUAUCUCGCCGGCGCCCUGCUCGCGGCGGCCGCGGCCGCCUCCGCGCUGUCCGACGCCGAGGCCUCCGCCAUCGCGCGGCGGCAGCUUCUGGCCCUCCGCGAGGGCGACGGCGACCUCCCCGACGACUUCGAGUUCGAGAUCCGCGUCGACGUCACCUUCGCCAACGACCGGCUCCGCCGCGCGUACGCGGCGCUCCAGGCCUGGCGCCGCGCCAUCUACUCCGACCCCCGGAACUUCACCGGCGGCUGGGUCGGCGCCGACGUGUGCUCCUACUUCGGCGUCACAUGCGCUCCGGCUCUCGACGACAACGCCACUACCGUCGUCGCGGGCGUCGACCUCAACGGCGGCGACAUCGCGGGGUACCUCCCCGCCGAGCUCGGCCUCCUGACCGACCUCGCCUUCUUCCACAUCAACUCCAACCGCUUCUGCGGAGUCAUCCCCAAGAGCUUCAGCCGCCUCGCACUCCUCCACGAGCUCGACGUCAGCAACAACCGCUUCGUCGGCGGCUUCCCCCACGUCGUGCUCGAGAUCCCCGUGCUCAAGUACCUCGACCUCCGGUACAACGACUUCGACGGUGAGCUCCCGCCGCAGCUCUUCGAGAAGGACCUCGACGCCAUCUUCGUCAACAGCAACCGCUUCGUCGGCGUCAUCCCGGAGAACUUCGGCAACUCGACGGCCUCGGUGGUCGUGCUCGCUGACAACGCCUUCGUCGGAUGCAUCCCUCGUAGCGUCGGCCGAAUGGUCGGCACACUCGACGAGCUCGUGCUGCUCGACAACCGCCUUGAUGGCUGCAUCCCGCCGGAGCUCGCCGAGCUCGUCAACACCACGGUAGUCGACGUCAGCGGAAAUGAGCUAGUCGGAACGCUGCCGGAGGGGAUGGUCAACAUGACCGGGCUGCAGCAGCUCGCCGUUUCGAGGAACAGGCUCGCCGGCGGCGUGCUGGAGCGCGUCUGUGAGCUCCCGGCGCUCUCCAACUUCAGCUUCGCGCACAACUUCUUCAGCGUCGAGCCAGCGGCGUGCGUGCCGGCGGCGAACAAGCUCGUGGCACUCGACGACGCCGGCAACUGCCUCGGCGGCGGGCGCCCUGAGCAGAAGCCGGCGCCGGAGUGCGCGCCCGUGCUUGCUCACCCCGUCGACUGCCGCAAGAACGCAUGCUCGGCGGGGCCAUCUUACACGCCGUCGCCGAAGAAGCACGCGCCCGCGCCGCCGACGCCUGUGCCGCCCACACCUGUGGCCAAGCCACAAACGCCGCCUAACCCACCGGCUCCCAUCAGUUCGCCACCAGUAAUGCCGGCACCGGCACCGGCACCAGUACCACCACCGGUGAAAUCGUCUCCUCCACCAGUUCCAGUGAGCUCGCCUCCACCACCGGCUCCGGUGAGCUCGCCACCACCACCAGUGAAGUCGCCUCCUCCACUGGCUCCGGUGAGCUCACCUUCCCCACCUGUGAAAUCGCCUCCGCCACCGGCUCCAGUGAGCUCGCCACCACCACCAGUGAAGUCACCUCCACCUUCGGCGCCUGUGAGUUCACCACCUCCACAAGUGAAAUCCCCUCCACCACCGGCUCCGGUGAGCUCGCCACCACCACCAGUAAAGUCACCUCCACCUCCGGCACCGGUUAGCUCACCGCCACCACCAGUGAAGUCCCCUCCACCACCAGCUCCGGUGAGCUCGCCACCACCACCGGUCAAAUCUCCUCCACCUCCAGCACCAGUUAGUUCACCACCGCCACCUGUGAAAUCCCCUCCACCACCGGCUCCGGUGAACUCGCCACCACCACCAGUCAAAUCUCCUCCACCUCCAGCACCAGUGAGCUCGCCUCCACCGCCGGUGAAAUCCCCACCUCCUCCAGCUCCGGUAAGCUCACCACCACCACCUGUAAAAUCACCUCCCCCACCGACUCCAGUGAGCUCACCUCCGCCUCCUGUAAAAUCACCUCCCCCACCGACUCCAGUGAGCUCACCUCCGCCUCCUGUAAAAUCACCUCCCCCACCGGCUCCAGUGAGCUCACCGCCACCGCCCGUAAAAUCACCUCCCCCGCCAACUCCGAUGAGCUCACCGCCGCCACCUGCAAAAUCCCUGCCACCACCGACACCGGUGACUUCUCCACCUCCACCAAACAAAUCACCACCCCCACCAGCUCCGGUAAGCUCACCGCCUCCCCCGGUGAAGUCUCCUCCACCACCUGCACCGGUCAGCUCACCACCCCCACCGGUCAUCUCUCCACCCCCGCCGGUCCCCAUGAGCUCACCACCUCCACCGGUAGUACCAUCACCACCGCCUCCACCAGCACUAGAAGAUGUAAUCCUGCCACCGAUCUUGGCGCAGAAGUACGCUUCGCCGCCACCGCCUCAGUUCCAAGGGUACUAAGCAGUGAUUACAGCAUGCUCUAACUAUACACUGACACUGAGAGAUGAUCAUGAUGACGGGAGGUGCAAUGAUCGGCUGAUCAUAGUAGAAUGGGUACCUGCGUGCGUGCGUGGAUAUGUGAAUAUUGAGUAUAGGUGGCGUACGCAUGUACCAACGUGUGCACAUGUAAGUUGACUGGAGAAGAGGAAGAAUGUGCAAAAGCAGAGGGGAACUAUGGUCGCAUCACGACGCAUUGUAAGAAGUUUUUGGGAUUCUUAUGCAGAAUGUGAGGGGCGGGUGUUUUUCUA